AUGGUUGAGAUUGCUAGUCGAUCUGCUGGGCCUACUUCAGGUGCGUUAGGCGACAUUCAUCGGAUUGCUAUUGAUAUUUUGCAUGUUAUUGGAGAGGACCAUCGCAUACAUUUUGCCCGUCAGUCGCCUACAUCAUCAUACCCAUCUAUGAGACCACCUAUGUCAGCCACUACAGUUAGGAUGCAGCCUAUUCGAGGCCGAGGGAGAGAUAGUAGGAGAGAUGGUGGGCGAGUUGGUCGACAGCCUCGACGAUCUAUGCAUCCACCCGAGACCAUGUUAGCACCAUCCACAUCAUCUACCCCAUUUGCACCUGAGGUUUCCACACUUCCCCCUUCACCCCUACCAUCACCUUCACCUAGACCUUCUCCCUUAGAGCAUGUCGUAUCAGAUACCACUCUACCAUCACCUGUAUUUCCUCCCACAGACGCCACUAUACCUGAUGUCACUACACCAGAGACUACCCCACUAUCUACUAAUCUACCAUCACCUCUACCUUGUCUCGAGGAGACCACUACACCACAUGUCACCUCACCAUCAUCACUUAUAUUUCCUCUCCUCGAGCCCACUAUAUCAGAUGUUAUUGCACCAGCUACCACUACAGUAGAUGUCAUUCUUCCAUCUCCUAUAUCACCUCUCCUAGAUGCUACCAUAUCAGAUAUCACUGUACCUGAGGUCGCCCCACCAUCUACCACUUUACCAUCACCUACACCUCUUCCCAUAGAGACUACCAUGCAUCAUACCCUUACACAUGUUACACAGUUUGAUGUAUGUCCACCUAGGAGACGUCGUGGUCCACGUAGACGUCGAGUCUUGCCUCCAUCAGCUCCAUCUCAACCUAUACAUACCGAGACAUGGCAGAUUGCACAGAUAAAUUCCACAGAGAUGUCUCUUUAUCAUAGGCGUCCGCAGAGAAAGAGGAAGACCCCAUCAUGUGGCACUCAUUGA
Molecule: messenger RNA, 945 nt
Organism: Vitis vinifera (wine grape)
Lineage: Eukaryota; Viridiplantae; Streptophyta; Magnoliopsida; Vitales; Vitaceae
Product: vegetative cell wall protein gp1-like
Exons: 1
Coding region: 1-945 (314 amino acids)
Source: RefSeq, a predicted model, not a curated record